This is a messenger RNA of Drosophila navojoa, 490 nucleotides long. Its product is annotated as eukaryotic translation initiation factor eIF1. NCBI's taxonomy places the organism in Eukaryota, Metazoa, Arthropoda, Insecta, Diptera, Drosophilidae. Gene Ontology annotation, biological process: translational initiation. The record is from RefSeq and is a predicted model, not a curated record. Gene Ontology annotation, molecular function: translation initiation factor activity.
AAGUUCUUGCUUUCGUGCUUAUACUUUGAUUUCGUUUAUUCACAGUCAGCGAUUGCUGCACAGCUCCUCGCAUGUCCAUUCAGAAUCUCAAUUCGCGCGAUCCUUUCGCCGAUGCCAUCAAGGGACCCGAUGACGACAUUCAGGACGGCCUUGUCCACAUACGCAUCCAACAGCGCAACGGCCGCAAAACUCUAACCACUGUGCAGGGCUUGUCGGCCGAGUACGAUCUCAAGAAAAUCGUGCGCUCCUGCAAGAAGGAGUUCGCAUGCAACGGCACCGUCAUUGAGCAUCCCCAAUACGGCGAAGUCCUGCAGCUCCAGGGCGAUCAGCGCGAGAACAUUUGCCAGUGGCUGACCAAGGCGGGCCUGGCCAAGGCCGAUCGCCUCAAGGUGCAUGGCUUUUGAGCGUGCCUACGCAGCCGGGGCAGUCAAAAGCACAUCAAUGGGAUUUACAAAGACAUGAGCAAAGCAAAAGCAAAUGCAAAACUCAC